This is a messenger RNA of Balaenoptera ricei (Rice's whale), 537 nucleotides long. RefSeq names its product psoriasis susceptibility 1 candidate 2 (gene PSORS1C2). The record is from RefSeq and is a predicted model, not a curated record. Lineage: Eukaryota; Metazoa; Chordata; Mammalia; Artiodactyla; Balaenopteridae. The transcript has 3 exons. Bases 1 to 537 code for a protein of 178 amino acids.
AUGAGGAGAGAGAGGAAUGAAGUCCUCAAAAGUGAGCCACGAGGGACAGUGGUGUCCCUUACUGCGGGGGAGCAGACCCGCACCCAGACUCAGCCGACCCCUGACUUUGGGGGCCAGGAGACAGGCAAGAUGCUCAACUGGAAGCUCCUGGGGAUCCUGGUCCUUUGCCUGUUUUGCCGAGGCAUCUCAGGCAGCGGAGACCAUCCAUCUCCCUCAUCCACAGAGCCCUCAGAGGAGGAGGGCCCCCCAACAUUGACUCAGGGCCCCCCAAUCCCUGGUGACCCCUGGCCAGGGGUACCCCCUCUCUUUGAGGACCUUCCACCUCCAGGCCCCAGUCGUCCCUGGAGAGACCUGCCUGAAUCUGGAGUCUGGCCUCCUGUACCCCCUAGAACUGAUCCCUCUCAACCUCCCCGGCCUGAUGACCCCUGGCCAGCAGGACCCCAGCCUCCAGAAAACCCCUGGCCACCUGCCUCUAAGGUGGGCCACGGAUCUCAGGAGGAGCCAGAUCUUGACCCACCCCAGGAGGAGUACAGAUAA